Messenger RNA from Sesamum indicum (sesame), 795 nucleotides. Its product is annotated as Plant invertase/pectin methylesterase inhibitor superfamily protein. The record is from RefSeq and is a predicted model, not a curated record. Gene Ontology annotation, biological process: negative regulation of catalytic activity. Gene Ontology annotation, molecular function: enzyme inhibitor activity. Lineage: Eukaryota; Viridiplantae; Streptophyta; Magnoliopsida; Lamiales; Pedaliaceae.
ACAACCAAAUACUUAAACAACUACACACACAACACCUACUAGAGAUGGAAACCUACACCUCUAAAUCAGUAGCAACUCUUCUUAUACUUCUCACAUUCAUCUCCUCCUCCAUCCACUCGGGCAGCGCCGCCAGACCCGCCGGCGGCGCCACCAACACCGAGUUCAUCCGAACAUCCUGCUCCGCCACAACCUACCCCAGACUCUGCUACUCCGCCCUCGCAAGCCACGCAAGCACCAUCCAGCAAGACCCCAAGCUCCUCGCCCACGCCGCCCUCUCAGUCAGCCUCGACACCGCUCGCUCCACAUCCGUCGACAUGGUCAAGCUCUCGCGCUCCACCGGCAUGACUCCGCGGCAGGUCGGCGCCAUGCGGGACUGCGUAGAGGAGCUUAGCGAUUCAGUCGAGCAGCUCAGAAAAUCCGUGGAGGAAAUGAACCUAAUGAAGGGGUCCAACUUCGGGAUGAUGAUGAGUGAUAUCCAGACUUGGGUGAGCGCCGCCUUGACGGACGACGACACCUGCAUGGAUGGCUUCGCCGGAAAAUUCAUGAACGGCGCCGUCAAGACGGCGGUUCGGGGGAGGAUCGUGAACGUGGCGCAUAUGACGAGCAACGCAUUGGCGCUCAUCAACAGCUUCGCUGCCCUCCAUGGUUAAAAAUUCACAGUUAACUACAUUGUUCGUUAAAUUUCCGUUAGUGAACGAUAUAUAUAUAUAUAUAUAUAUAUGAUUACAGUUACUAAAAUCAAUUGAAACCGGGCUAAAUUUUGGACUAUCACAGAAAUCCAAAAGAUUUAGUCUA